Molecule: messenger RNA, 2808 nt
Organism: Candidula unifasciata
Lineage: Eukaryota; Metazoa; Mollusca; Gastropoda; Stylommatophora; Geomitridae
Source: the annotation of a GenBank genome assembly
AACCCGCAAGGUCAGGAGAAAGACAAGGUUGCAGAAGAAAUCAAAAAGACAGACGGGAAUGUGAACAAAGAGAAGUCCGCAUUUAGACAAGAGAUGGAGGAGAGGGACAGAGUUCUCACUGACAGACGUGAACAACAGCAGCAGCGGCUGCAGCAGCAGCAGCAGCAGCUUGGAAGAAAUGAGCAGCAGAAUUUGCUGAAUUGGCAACAGCAGGAUUUGCCACAGCAGAAUCCUCAGGGCCUGCCAAACUUGAACCAGCCUCUUCACGAUCACAACAAGCCAUAUCAGGUGGCUCACCUGGAUGAAGCUCAUCCGCAGCCGAACUUGAUGCAGGCCACAAGUAAACCUGCUCUGGCAAACAAUGACAACAGUAACUUAGAUAAGCAGAAAAGUAAUGGGGAUAAUUUAAAGAACAGUAAUUUCAAUGCAGGGGCAUUUGCCGUGAAAGAGGUUUUGAAUGGAACUCUGCAGCGAGAACCUUCAGCUCAGGGUGUUGCCCCAGUAAACCCCGGAGAGCUCCAGAGUCAGAUCAACCAGAACAAGGAGAUUCAGCCUCUUCCUUUGGAAGACAAGCAGCAGCUUCCCGUUAACAGACCAAACAACACUAUGCCCACAAAGAGCCGAGAACAACCACCACCUGGUGUAGUACCAGCUGAUAAUCCUCAGGUGCAGAACAGAGAAGGAAUCACCCUGAAUCCUUUAGUUGGAAUUGUUAAUAUUCAGAAAGUGAAUGUCCCUUCAGGUGGGGACAAUGGUCAGAAUGUGCAGGGGCAGAAUAAUGUCCACAACAAUGCCCCGAAUAAUAUCCCAAAUGUGCUGGUUAACAAUAACUGGUCAAAGAAUGAUUUUAACAAUGCCAAUCAGAAUGGUAAUGGCCAACCGCAACAGCCGCAGCAACAACAACAACAGCAGCAGCAGCAGCAGCCUCAGAUUGGAGGUAUCAACCUCAGCUGGGACUGGGAGGAUUUUUCUAUAAUGUUCAACUCUUAUGGAGCAGCAGAGAUGAAAGUGAGGCGGUCACCUCAUCCUACCACUGGGGAGCCGUGGCCAUUGCCGCAGUACUACUCAAAGAAGGAUGAUAAAAUCUAUAAAGUGAGCAAAGAUCUACAUUUCAUCCCAACGGGAGUCAAAUGUGAUGUUCUGGAAGAAGGACUAACGCGACAUCUUCAGCGGACCAUCCGGGGCUGCGUCGAGGACAUGUAUGACAACCUGCAGAAUGCAGAGGGGUCCCAGAUAGAGGACCCAGCCCUGAGGUACGAGAGGGAUGAGUUUGUCAAGGCCCCUAUAAUCACCAGGGUGGAGGUGAAGGUCAGAAAGCCUUGCGAUAAAUAUCCAUCGCUUGAGUCUGACGAAUCAUAUGACCUGGUUGUCAAAAAGAAGAAAACAUACAUCUGGGCCAAUGAGGUUUGGGGUGCUCUCAGAGGUUUGGAGACCUUUGGGCAUCUGGUAUGGAGAGGAACUGAUGGGAACCUGUAUAUCAAAGAAACUGUCAUCAGUGACUACCCCAGGUUUCCACAUCGUGGCCUCCACAUUGACACUUCACGGCACUAUUUAUUCAAAGAGGUCAUUCUAGACAUCCUGGACAGCAUGGAGAUGAAUAAGCUGAACGUCUUUCACUGGCACAUCGUGGACGACCAGUCUUUCCCCUACGAGAGCAAGGUCUACCCAGAGCUCAGCAGGAAGGGAGCCUUCCACCCGACCUACGUGUACACCUUGGAAGAUAUUGCCGAGAUAAUCGAGUAUGCCAGACUUCGUGGCAUUCGGGUCAUGCCAGAAUUUGACACGCCAGGCCACACCUACGCCUGGGGUCUCAGCCGACCGGAACUGCUGACCCAGUGUUACUCUGGAAGCGUGCCAGUGAAGGGCUACCUGGGUCCCAUAGACCCCAGCAAGAACUCCACCUAUAGGUUCCUGCAGACACUGUUCAAGGAAAUCGCUGAGGUCUUCAAGGAUCAGUACAUACAUCUGGGAGGAGACGAGGUUCCCUUGGGAUGUUGGCAGUCAAACCCUGAAGUAACAGCGUUUGCACAGGAGUUGGCAAAGAAACACCGUGACCUUCAACAAGGCCAAGGGCAGUAUAACCAAAAUGGCAAUAUCGGAGGAAGCUGGAGCAUGUGGUCUGAUGAAAUCAGGCGGGUGUAUGAGUACUAUGAGAACAGGUUAAUCAACAUCCUCAAUGAGAUUGGGCAGAAAAGAAAGAAGGGCAUUAAGUAUGUCAUGUGGCAGGAAGUCAUGAACAAUAACCUGCAGCUGCCCAAUGACACAAUCAUCCAGGUGUGGAUGGGAGACAUGGCUGACGUGAUGAGGGCCACCUCCAUGGGCUACCAGGUGAUCUACUCCACCUGCUGGUACAUGGACCACAUCGAGUACGGAACCAAGUGGCCCAAGUACUACAACUGUGAUCCUGUGGACCAGAGUUUUGGUUUCCAGAUUGAUGAGAAGAAAGUGCUGGGAGGAGAGGCCGCUUUCUGGGCAGAGUACUUCUCCAAUGAAAACCUCAUCCCCUUGAUGUGGCCAAGAGCUUCAGCUGCUGCCGAGAGACUGUGGAGCAGCAAGGAGGUGAAGAACCUGGACAAGGCUGCUGAGAGGCUGACAGAGCACAGGUGUCGCAUGAUUAAGCGUGGAAUCAACGCAGGGGAGAUCAAUGGUCCCGGCUACUGCCUCCAUGCACCUCCCAGACGGCGCCUCUACAAUGACACCGCUGGCUGCAAGGGAGGCAACUGUAGCCGCGCACACAAUUUUGUCCAGAUUGAAGACUUUGAGGUGCAUGUCAGCCAGAGGGGAGGAAGCCUGGCGGACUGUGGCAGU